This is a messenger RNA of Salvelinus namaycush (lake trout), 2709 nucleotides long. RefSeq names its product RAR-related orphan receptor C a (gene rorca). Gene Ontology annotation, biological process: regulation of transcription by RNA polymerase II. Gene Ontology annotation, cellular component: nucleus. NCBI's taxonomy places the organism in Eukaryota, Metazoa, Chordata, Actinopteri, Salmoniformes, Salmonidae. Gene Ontology annotation, molecular function: RNA polymerase II cis-regulatory region sequence-specific DNA binding; nuclear receptor activity; zinc ion binding. Bases 325 to 1734 code for a protein of 469 amino acids. The record is from RefSeq and is a predicted model, not a curated record. The transcript is spliced from 10 exons.
AAAGACAUUGAGCUCUAGUCCAGGAACGAAGUGGGAAGGCCAGGAGCUACAAUAUUUUAUUGCAUACAGUCCACGCUGAAGAAUACUUAUUACAGGAAGAAUACUUAUGCUACACGGAAUAAAUACAGAAACAAUCUUACUAAUAACCUAUUCGUUUGAUAUUUUGUUUGUUUCACAGACCAGCUAUUAGAAAACAUAUGAGAGUUUGUUUUAUUUUUUAUUCAACAGCUCCUUUUUGGAGCGAAAAAGCUUGUUUAAAUUCCUCCAUUUUAUAUUCAUUAGCCUACCUGGAGAUUUAUGACAAAAAAUUAAUACAGCAAGAAAAUGAGAGCACAAAUUGAAGUAAUACCCUGCAAGAUCUGUGGGGACAAGUCAUCAGGGAUCCACUAUGGCGUAAUCACCUGUGAAGGCUGCAAGGGUUUCUUCAGACGCAGCCAGCAAAACAAUGCUAUGUACUCCUGCUCCCGGCAGAGGAACUGUCUGAUUGACCGCACCAAUCGGAAUCGCUGCCAACAUUGCCGGCUGCAGAAGUGCCUGGCCCUGGGCAUGAGCCGUGAUGCUGUGAAGUUUGGCCGCAUGUCCAAAAAGCAGAGAGACAGCCUAUACGCUGAGGUCCAGAAGCACCAAGCGUCCCAGGAGUUAGCUGCCGCCCGUGAGGAGGGAGCCGAGGUCGAAGGUCAUGGCCGGGCAUACAGCAGAGGCUCCAGUGCCGCCCUCAGCGACCUUGACGACAUGGCCACUCUGCCGGAUGGCCUGCUGUUCGACCUACCCCUGACACCAGAGGGCGCCGAAAGAGAGUACUGCAAUCUGGAGAUGAUAGGGGGCAGCAGCUCCUCCUCUCAGAGUUCGCCCGAACAGAACGGACUGGAUUUCGGAGAUGGCAACCACCACGUCAAGCAUGAGUACCAGCUGCUGCAUGAGUCCAGCCUGUUCACACACACGCUGCUCAACACUCUACCCGAGGGGUUCUCAAUACUCGAGAUCGAGCGUAUUACUGCUAGUGUGGUAAAGUCUCACAUAGAGACCAGUCAGCACGGCAGUGAGGAGCUGAAGAGACUUGUCUGGUCCCUGUACACCCCUGAGGAGACACGCAGCUUCCAGAGCAAGUCUGCGGAAGUCAUGUGGCAGCAUUGUGCCAUCCACCUCACCAAUGCCAUCCAGUACGUGGUGGAGUUUGCCAAGCGCAUCACUGGAUUCCUGGAUCUUUGUCAGAACGACCAGAUCAUUCUUCUCAAAGCAGGAUGUCUGGAUGUGCUUCUGAUUCGCAUGUGUCGCGCCUACAACCCCAUCAACAACACUGUUCUGUUUGAUGGCAAGUUUGCCAGUGCACAGACCUUCAAAGCUCUUGGUUGUGAUGACCUUGUGGGUGCCGUAUUUGACCUGGCCAAGAGCCUGAGCCGUAUGCAGCUCUCUGAAGAGGAAAUGGCUCUGUUCAGUGCUGCUGUUCUCCUGUCACCAGACCGACCAUGGUUGAAAGACACCCAACAGGUGCAGAAGCUUCAAGAGAAAGUAUAUCUCUCUCUGCAGCAUUGUCUACACAGAUGUGGCUCAUCGGAGGAGAAACUGGCAAAGAUGGUGUCCAAGCUUCCCAUGAUGAAGUCCAUCUGCAAUCUCCACAUUGACAAGCUCAAGUUUUUCCGUCUCCUCCACCCAGAGACGGCAUACAAUUUCCCCCCUCUGUACCGCGAGGUGUUCAGCAGUGAAAUCACCUUCCCAGACUCCACAAUGGGCUAAAAAUCUGUUCAGAUAUGAAAGUUAUUCAUAUAGAGACAGAAAGAUGUAGGGAAGGAGAGGUAGAGAGUGAGAGGAACGUGGCAACAGCGAAGCAACCAGCAGCUCAGUGAAAAUCCUGCACGCUACACUUUAGGAACACUACUCUGUCGCUUGGACUGUAAGCCAGUCCAGGCUAUGAAAUUCAACACUAGGUGCUGGGUACUAUGCGCAUGCUACUUAUUUUUGUUGUUGACUAAAAUGGUUCUGAGAGCUUGAGAUCUCCCUCAAGUUAAAGUCCUCUGUAAAACGAGUAUGACUUCUUUGAAUGUACCCCACAGACAUGAAGCACAGCCCUAGGUUUGAGACAGAGUGUACUAUAUACCCUACUAUCCUGCCCCAUGGAGGAGUUGCUGUGUAGAUCUUUAUUUUAUUGCAGUUCUACAGCUCAAUUUUAGUUUCUUAUUUGGUAGUGCCCAUACUUUGCAGUUUUGUAUCCUAUGAACAAACUGUUUAAAGGGACCAAGAUCAAACAGAUAGUCGGGCAGAUUUGUUUUGCAUGCAAGACAUGGACAAAGAGACCCAGGGUGUCUAUUACCAUCCAUGCAGACUUGCACACACAGCACUAAGACAAAGCACUUAUGCUGACCUAUAUAUGUAUUUUUACAGGCACACAUUCAGACACUGAUAUUUUUGAGCUCUUGACUUUAUUUUUUAAAAUGCAAUCAUAGACCUCGGUCCCACUACCCUUUCCCCUUGCAAAUGCCACUUAGAGAGCGAAAGAGAGAAUCACACAAGUAUUUUGAAAGUAUUUUUAAACGUUCCUUACGUAUACACUUAUAUUUAAUCAUGUAAAAUAAAAUUAGACAGGGAUUUAUAUACAGUGUAUAUAAAAGGGAGAGAUAGAAUGAUUCAGGUCGUUAUUGUAAGAGAGAAUGUGUUUUCAAUGACUUACCUGGUUAAAUAAAGGCAAUUAAAUAAAGAUAAAUAGAUUCCCCA